Adineta ricciae is the source of this 1260-nucleotide messenger RNA. NCBI's taxonomy places the organism in Eukaryota, Metazoa, Rotifera, Eurotatoria, Adinetida, Adinetidae. The record is from the annotation of a GenBank genome assembly.
AUGCAGGCCGAUCGAAAAAACAAACCCACGUGUUUUGAUUGGAUUCAAUUACUUCUUACAUUUUGUGUUCCAGUUGCUAUCGUUGUCUAUACAAUCUUAGAAAAUAAUCGAGAUUUAGCGAUUUCUACUCAACAUCGUAAUCAGGAUCUUUCUAUUGCAGAUGGCCAACAACAAGAUACAGUUCUUCGAGAAUAUAAAAAAACUCUAAGUCGUCUAGUGGAAAAACAUGGUCUAUUUUUCAAUUAUUCUUCAUCAGCCUCCUUAAUUGCUCGUUCUUCUACAACUGUCGCACUAAAUCAAAUCGAUCCUGCGCGUCGAAAAUUUCUUCUAUCGUUAUUAUACGAUGCCAAAUUGAUAACAUAUGAUUUACCUACUGAUCCAUCCGUAAUAUCAUUGGAUUAUGCAAACUUCACUGAUAUAUGUUUAUUUAUCAAAUUUAUCAAUCCAGUGUAUAUUCAUCUGAACGUCGAAGGUGCAAUCAUGAUACGAGCGGAUUUUCGAAAUGUUACUUUACAUGGAGCAAAAUUCAACAAAGCUAUUCUUCAUUAUGCUGAUUUUUCUUUCUCUAAUAAUGUGAAGUUUUAUGAUGUAUUGGGCUUCGAUGGUUCAAAUGAUAUUACAUUGUUUUUUCGAAACAGCGAUAUAACAUCUGCAAAAUUCCUCCAUGUCAAAUAUGAACGUGUGUCAUUCGAACAUGCACUGUUGAGAAAUGCCGACAUGAAAUCAUUCGCGUGCGUUUCAUGUAAUUUUAGUUUUUCUUUCAUGGGACGAACGAAUUUGAUCAAUGCAGUUAUUGAAGAUUCACUCAUGGACUUCGUUGAUUUAUCUGAUAGUAACCUCUAUCGGUCGAGAUUUGGUGAGAAUAUUGAUUUUCAUAGUACCAUACUGUUUCGUGUCAAUGGAACAUACACGUCUUUCACACACUGUCAAUUUACAUUAACUGCAUUUGGUUCAGCAAUAUUUGACUAUACUAAAAUGGAAGACAGUACUUUUUUCAACGCAAAUUUUAUUGAAGCAUCGAUUCAAUAUGGUGUGUUUACACGAGCGAACUUUACGCAAGCGAAUUUAUUCGCAUCUGAUUGGAGAAAUGUUCGGUGUGAGAAAUGUAUAUUUUAUCGAGCAAAUUUUACUGAUGCAAAUCUAUUAAAUGCCAUAUUUAUUGAUAGCGACUUUCAAGAUGUUUUUAUCACGAAAGAACAAUUAAGGCAAACAGCAUCUUUGAAAGGUUCGAUACUUCCAAAUGGAACUCUUGUCAAUUGA